AGGGGCUGGGUGGUGUCUGGUCACUUAUGUAACCUGUGGGCAUAUAUAGGGGCACACGGCCCGUGGGACUCUGACCCACCUGCCAACUCUGCUCCCUCAAGAUGAAGGUGGCUGUGGGCCCAGACCCUUCACUGGUCUACCGGCCCGAUGUGGACCCAGAGGCAGCCAAAGACAAGGGCAGCUUCCGAAACUACACCUCUGGCCCGCUGCUGGACCGUGUCUUUGCCACCUACAAGCUUAUGCACACGCAGCAGACCGUGGACUUCGUCAGGAAGAAGCACACCCAGUUUGGGGGCUUCUCCUACAAGAAAAUGACUGUGCUGGAGGCUGUGGCCAUGCUGGACGGGCUGGUGGACGAGUCGGACCCAGACGUGGACUUCCCCAAUUCCUUCCAUGCCUUCCAGACUGCUGAGGGCAUCCGGAAAGCCCACCCUGACAAGGACUGGUUCCACCUCGUGGGGCUGCUGCAUGACCUGGGGAAGGUCCUGGUUCUGGCAGGGGAGCCCCAGUGGGCAGUUGUUGGAGACACCUUCCCAGUUGGCUGCCGUCCCCAGGCCUCUGUGGUUUUCUGUGACUCCACCUUCCAAGACAACCCCGACCUCCAGGAUCCUCGAUACAGCACAGAGUUCGGCAUGUACCAGCCCCACUGUGGGCUAGAGAACGUCCUCAUGUCCUGGGGCCAUGAUGAGUACAUGUACCAGAUGAUGAAGUUCAACAAAUUCUCUCUCCCACCGGAGGCCUUCUACAUGAUCCGAUUCCACUCCUUCUACCCUUGGCACACGGGUGGCGACUACCGGCAGCUGUGCAGUGAGCAGGACCUGGCCAUGCUUCCCUGGGUGCAGGAGUUCAACAAGUUUGACCUCUACACCAAGUGUCCAGAUCUGCCGGAUGUGGACGAGCUGCGGCCCUACUACCAGGGGCUCAUUGACAAGUACUGCCCUGGUGUGCUGAGCUGGUGACCGGCCUGCCCACCCUGCCCAGGCCUGGUCAGGUGCCCUGGGGUGACAGCCAAGGUUGGGGGGACUCCACGUGCACAUCUGCGGUCAACACUCCCUGUCCUGGUGGCCACUCUGCCCAGUGGCAAUAAAGACCUUGAAGCAGCUUA
Acinonyx jubatus (cheetah) is the source of this 1105-nucleotide messenger RNA. RefSeq names its product myo-inositol oxygenase (gene MIOX). Gene Ontology annotation, biological process: inositol catabolic process. The transcript is spliced from 10 exons. Bases 102 to 959 code for a protein of 285 amino acids. Gene Ontology annotation, molecular function: iron ion binding; inositol oxygenase activity. The record is from RefSeq and is a predicted model, not a curated record. Lineage: Eukaryota; Metazoa; Chordata; Mammalia; Carnivora; Felidae. Gene Ontology annotation, cellular component: cytoplasm.